AUGGAUACAUCAUGGGAUCCUUGUCAACGACCUUUUAGUGGCAAAGCCUCAACAGCGACGAAAUCAUACUCUACUAAUUUGUCUUUAAUGAAAGGUGUACCUUACUUGUCACUAUCGGUCUAUUUUAAACAAGCUGACCUUUUUCGUCAAGUAGCACAAACAUGCAGAGCAUUAUUGCAAAAGCAAGGCGUACAUUCCAUUAUAAGUAUGACUGCUGCUGGAUUCACUUAUACGGGUAUAGGAGAUACAGCAUGUUGUAAUACUUGUAAACUAGAAAUAUCUAAUUGGACAUUAGACAUGAAGCCAUUUGCUAUUCAUGCGCAACGCAGCCCAACAUGUGCAUUUGUUCGUUCUAUCGUGCCCAAUGCAAUAAUCCCUGCGCCAUCAACGAUAAAUUUUAUUGCAACAACUUCAGCUUUAAUGGAUGAUGACCAACAAUCUAAAAGACAGAAAAUCGAAGCAACACAAGUCAUUUGUCAGCUAUAUCGACUGAUCGAUAUUGACAUGAUCAAACAAAUACGAAAACGAACAUUUACCCAUUGGCCACAUCGAACAUCACCUUCAAGUGCACAAAUGAUUGAAGCUGGAUUCUUCAAUUGUAAUGUUGGUGAUCGUGUCAUUUGUUUAUAUUGUAAUAUUAUUUGUCAACAAUGGACACCUCACACAGAUGAUCCCUGUGAAAUACACAAAACACUUUCUCCUACAUGUCCAUAUGUCAUUGCACUGCUAAAGCGCCAGGAAAUAUCAUCAAUUCGUAUCGUUAAUGAACAGUUCACGAGAGAUAACUCUAUAGGAACCACAAAUAACGGUAUGUUUCGGAGUCAUGAAAUUGUUUAUACUGCAGCAUGUCAUACAAAUUAUACUGAAAUUCCUAAACGUCAUGCUUCUUUUUCUACAUGGCCAAUAGAAAAUUUGCCAUCUGUUGAUGAUCUAGUGAGAGCAGGCUUCUUUUAUACUGGUAGCAAAACUAUUGUGACAUGCUUCUAUUGCAAUGGGUCAUUGCAAAACUGGGGAGCUAACGAUAAUCCAAUGAUUGAACAUGCUCGAUGGUUUCCACAUUGUGCAUAUGCUAAACAGCUGUGCGGUGCAGACCUGUAUCGAAAAAUCCAAGAAUCAAAAAGAACUCAACAAGGUUUACUGUGUGUUUUUUUUGUUCCAAUCAAUCAAGAUUUACUCAUUGUAUUAUUGUAUUUAGAAAGAGCUAAUGUGAACGAACUCAGUAGACGAUUUGGAAGCGGUGACGUUCCAAUGAGUAGAUGGCAGCUUAAUAUACAAGAUGAGAAUACUCUAUCACGGUACGUAGCGGCACGACUUGAUUUACCUAUUUCACAAAGUUUACUUGACCGCAGUUAUAAAUUGUCCAUCAUUAAACGCUGUUGGGAAGAUCAACUUAGAUUGAAACGUAAGUGA
This is a messenger RNA of Rotaria sp. Silwood1, 1410 nucleotides long. NCBI's taxonomy places the organism in Eukaryota, Metazoa, Rotifera, Eurotatoria, Philodinida, Philodinidae. The record is from the annotation of a GenBank genome assembly.